Messenger RNA from Rangifer tarandus platyrhynchus (Svalbard reindeer), 765 nucleotides. NCBI's taxonomy places the organism in Eukaryota, Metazoa, Chordata, Mammalia, Artiodactyla, Cervidae. The record is from the annotation of a GenBank genome assembly.
AUGCUGUGUACUGGGGGAGGAAAAGGCAGUGGGCAGGCGGCCCGAGCCCGCCAGCAUGGCCUGCGUGGCAGCCCUCUCGAUACCGGAAGCCGGGCUGAGCACCUUGUAGCCGGAAUGACCCAAGAAAAUGACUCGGGAGCCGGCCCAGUGUGCAUCCCUGAGCAGAGUCCAAAGCGUCUGCAGAUGGGCUUCUGUGCUUUCUUGCUGGAGCUCCAAACAGACCUGCUUCGUAAACUGCCGAGCGCCUACAGGCAGAGGCUGAGCCUCACUCUGAGCAGAAGCCCCGGGGGGCCAGAGCGCAGGGAGAGGACCACAGCGGUGAGGAAUAAACCACGUUUUGAAAGAUGCCACAAAGGAGGCCCAUGCACCAUCAGCGGCUUCUCAUCAACGCCCUGCUCGCCUGCUUGCCUGCCUUCUUUCCUUCCUUCCCGCAGAGCUGAAGCCCCCAGCGGCUCCACCCUCGGGGCCGCCGGGCACAGCGCCGCCUCCUCCUCGCGGGCUGGGCGCCGAGGGUGCAGGCGUGAGGCAGAUGGACGCUGGGCCUGCGCCCGCAGAGCCCUGAAGACUCGGCUCUCGGGCAGAAAGCAGAAGGACCCACGUCCCCUUGUUCAUGGAACACCAGCAAGACCGCGUCUGGCUGUUUUUCUCCAGCUGGCGGAGUUUCACCUGAGCAGCUCUGUGUCCCCACUUGGGGAGCUCACCGGCCGCAGGGCAAUCCUCCUGCAGCCUGUCCUCGCGACGGAGAUACACAUGCCCAUCUGCUGA